AUGAAUUUAGAUGAAAUAAGAGAUAUUGCUAUUCGUAUGCAUAAAAUUAUGUCGAUUGACAUAGUACAAUCUCUCUGGAUAGUCUAUCGAAAAUAUGGUAUGGAAGAAAUACAAUCCAAACGACCAAUCAAUGAAUCCGAUACAAAACUUUGGCCAAAAGAAGUUUCAUCACUCAUGGAACAGUUAAAAAAUGAUAAUAUUAUUGGUGAAAGUAGUUGUUUAAUUUUCGUCAAUCAAUGUUUACAAGAAUUCUACAAUAAAAAGGAAUAUUAUCGACGCGAAUUAAAUGUCAAGACCAGUCGUUUAUCUGGUUAUAACCAUAGCAUCGAAUAUACUAUUGAAAAAUUUGUACAACAAGGACUUCAAUCUUUACAUAUUGAAAUCAAUGAACAUAUUGCCACGGUUCAAUAUCAUUAUACCAAUAAAAUAUUUCAACACACUUAUUUUGCUCAAAAUCCUAAUACAAAUCAAAUACAAUCUUCGCUCUUAAUCAUAUAA
Molecule: messenger RNA, 498 nt
Organism: Rotaria sordida
Lineage: Eukaryota; Metazoa; Rotifera; Eurotatoria; Philodinida; Philodinidae
Source: the annotation of a GenBank genome assembly